AUGACGACUGCCAUCCGCAGGUUCGUCUGGAACUCUCGCCCAACCCGAAUAAAAAAAUCAACCCUGGAACUACCAAAACUGAUGGGGGGCACGGGACUGCCCUCCAUAGAGACAUAUUACCGCGCCGCUCACCUACACAGACUGACGGACUGGCACGCACAACACCCAUCAAAACAAUGGGUGACCAUUGAGCUAGAACAAACCGAUAGAAAAAUACCCGCUAGGCUUUGGCUACAUACAGCCACAUACACUGACCUGCACACCGAGAACCCACUAAUUGACGCAACGCUCCGAGUGUGGAUAGCUAUACGCUACCGACUGCAACUCACAAGUUCUCCUAGCCCCUUGACACCCAUCACACAUAACCCAGACCUGGCCGAUGCUCUAACCCCACAAGACCUAGCCGGCCUCCAGCAG
Pelobates cultripes (western spadefoot toad) is the source of this 417-nucleotide messenger RNA. Lineage: Eukaryota; Metazoa; Chordata; Amphibia; Anura; Pelobatidae. The record is from the annotation of a GenBank genome assembly.